Molecule: messenger RNA, 1191 nt
Organism: Plasmopara halstedii
Lineage: Eukaryota; Oomycota; Peronosporomycetes; Peronosporales; Peronosporaceae
Product: C2 domain
Exons: 7
Coding region: 1-1191 (396 amino acids)
Source: RefSeq, a predicted model, not a curated record
AUGAGCCACCGCUCGUCCGUCAGCAGCAGCAUAGCUGGAAUGCCAACGGCGCUGCGUAACGAUUCCAUAUUGUAUCUGACGAUUCUCUCAGCCCGUAGCUUGAAAAAGGUUCAGACAUUGGGCGAACAAGACCCGUAUUGCAGUGUGUACUUAACAACAGGAGGAAAGGAACAAGAGAAAGCGGCGUUUAAAACAGACACACACGACAAUGGAGGGACGCAGCCAAUGUGGAACGCCAAGGGCCACAUUUUGAUUCCCGAUAUCUCAACCGACGUCGUGCGCUUUCGCAUUAAAAACAACAAUUGGGGGAAAAAUACAGUGAUUGGAGAAAUCGCGCUUGCAAUGCGAGACCUUUCGCGUGGAAGGUCCAUGGAGAAAGAAUUCGCACUGACCCCCCAGGGUUAUCUGAAGGUGCUGAUGUAUCUCUCACUGGGUCAUGAAAACCCGACCUCACAGCCUCGCGUCAAGUUUGGCGAAUAUCCAAUGCAUUUCAUUCCUGGGAAAUCCAAACUCUACUUAGGUCUUAUCUCGGGUAGUAAGCUGCGUGAUAUUCAAGCAUUUGGCACGCAAGACCCAUACUGUGAAGCUUACCUCGGUCGAAACCGAACGCCGUCCGCCAAAGAUUUGAUUUAUAGAACGAAAACUCACGACAAUGGAGGAAAGAAUCCACGCUGGAUCGAGGGUAUUACUGUCGGCGUGCGAUGUAUCGAGCAUGACUUUCUUGUGAUUCGCGUGAUGAACGACAACACUGUCAAAGAUACGCUCAUUGGGGAGCUUUCUUUAAAAGUAGAAAUGCUAAUCGGACGUAGUUUUGAAGAUAAAAGUUAUCCUAUUGAAGCAGGCGACACCAUUGUAGGGCAAAUACGACUUCAGCUUGCUUUGUUUAAUGACGAGAUUAUGGAUGAAGAAGAGAUUCGCGAUUGUGACGUAGACGGUUGUUCGUGCACUUCAAUACAUCCGGUUCGAGCUACAAAGGUUGGAGACGUGCUGAUCGAUGGCAUUUCGCCUGAGGGUGUGCAAUAUUUAGAAGCCGGGACUGCCGUACACACUGGCUGUGAAUUAGCUGGAAAUUACGUAUUAGAAAAAGAUGUAUACGAAGGUGGUGGUUGGCAGGGUGAGGAGCUUCGACUUGAUCAAUUAAGCACGUUUUCUGACGACUGGGAAGUAUGUAAAUCCGCUCUCCGACUUUGA